Molecule: messenger RNA, 1155 nt
Organism: Dictyostelium purpureum
Lineage: Eukaryota; Evosea; Eumycetozoa; Dictyosteliales; Dictyosteliaceae
Exons: 5
Coding region: 1-1155 (384 amino acids)
Source: RefSeq, a predicted model, not a curated record
AUGACUAGAAAAAUUAAAAUAAAAUCAAUAAAACAACCAAGUUUUUCUAAAAAAGAUUUUAUAGGUUUUCCUAAAACCUAUCCAAAACAACUCUAUGGUAUAGUACCAGUUAAGGAAUACCUACAAGCUAUUGAUUAUUUAAAUAGUAAUACAAGAAGAGAAUAUGAUUCUUCAGUUUUAAAAUAUAUUUUAUUUUAUAUAAUAUGUGGACUCAUACCAGGAUUAAUAGCCUAUAUAAUAGAGUUAAGAAAAUCUACUCAAUAUAAAAAUAAUUUUGAAAAAGACUUAAAAUUCUCUUUAGAACAAAUUAAUAAAUCAUUUUUUGAUAGGAGAAUCACAGUAAGUUAUAAAUUAGAAAAAACUCUCUUUGUUAGAAGAAUGAGGGUAUUAUUAAAAAUAAAAAUACCAGAUGAUGGUACUCUAGAAAUACCAAUAUCAAAAAAAACUUUAUCUCCAGAAGGAAAAGAAAUUAUAGUUUUAGAAACAAACAACCAAACAAGAGAUAUUGAGUAUCAAAGAUCACACAAAUAUAAAAGAGAUCCAAUUGAUUUGGGUUUUACAUUUAUCAAAGUUGGUUAUAAAAAAUCAAAGGAUCAAGAUUUUGAUAAUUUUAUUGGUUUUGAAUCGACAUACCAUUGCGAAUUAUUUAAUUAUUUAACAGAGACCGAGUUUAUUAAUUUAAUAAACGAUAUAAAUGUGGAGGUUUCAAGAAUCAAGAUUAAUUCAGUUGUUUCAAAAUUAUAUAGAUUAGUUAUUAUAUUAUCUUUUUUUAUUUUUGGUUUAUUUUUUAUCAUUCCAGCAACUAUUAUAUAUAACAAUUUUCGAAUUAUUUAUUUUAAUAGAUUAUAUAGGGAAAUUGAAAAGAAAACAAGAGAAUACACAACUCAAUUCAGUUCAAGAGGUAUUUCAAUUUCAUACCAAGUUUAUUCAAGAGGAUGGAACGCCCAAACUACUUUAAUAGAUUUAAUAAUUUAUUUCCCCAAAGAUAUAGCAAACACACCAACACUUACAAGACUGGAUAACGAAAAUGGUUCUUUGGUUGUUGAACCAAUGGUCGAAAAUUGUAUUGCUCCUAUUUUUAUGAAUCAAGAAAUGUGUAUUAAGAACUAUGAUAUAUAUUCAUCAGCUCCAAUGCUACCCUGUUUAAAUGUUUAA